CGGGCAGAGGCGGCCCCGAGGGAGCCCGGAGCUGGCUCUCCCCCAGCACUGCCUUCCGGGGCGGGAGCGGCGCUGUCACCGCGCCAGGGGGACCGUCGACAUCAGCGCGUGCGACAGUCGCUUGACAGAUGCGGAACUGAGGCCCUGAGAGAGGACGUGACUUGCCUGAAGUUACCCAGCGAGUUAGGAGCAUCGCCGAGGCUGGAGCUCAGGUGCCCUGACUCCUGGUCCGGGGCUCCCUUCUCCACCCCCAGCCUCUCAGCAGGUGGACAAGAUUGUGGACCAGCUGCAGCAGUUAAUGCAGGUGUAUGACUUGGCUGCCCUUCGGGAUUAUUGGAACUACCUGGAACGUCGGCUCUUCAGCCGUUUGGAGGAUAUGUAUAGACCCACCAUCAACAAGCUGAAAACCAGCCUGUUCCGCUUUUAUCUCGUCUACACAAUCCAGACAAACAGAAGUGACAAGGCUCAGGAGUUCUUUGCAAAGCAGGCCACGGAGCUCCAGAACCAGGCCGAGUGGAAGGAUUGGUUUGUCCUGCCCUUCCUGCCAUCCCCAGACACCAACCCCAUCUUUGCUACCUACUUUUCUCGCCAGUGGGCCGAUACCUUCAUCGUGUCCCUGCACAACUUCCUGAGCGUCCUGUUUCAGUGCAUGCCGGUUCCCGUGAUCCUGAACUUCGAUGCAGAGUGCCAGCGGACCAACCAGAUUCAGGAAGAAAAUGAAGUUCUGCGCCAGAAGCUGUUUGCACUGCAAGCUGAAAUCCACCGACUGAAGAAAGAGGAGCAACAGCCAGAAGAGGAAGAGGCCUUAGUCCAGCACAGACUGCCUUCUUAUGUCUCCAACAUGGACCGCCUGGGGGACUCGGAACUAGCCAUGGUGUGCAGCCAGAGGAACGCUUCCCUCUCCCAGUCGCCUCGUGUGGGCUUCCUGUCCUCGCUGCUGCCUCAGAGUAAGAAGAGCCCCUCAAGGUUGUUGCCUGCCCAGGCCCCCCCUCAGGCUCAGAGCUCGGCCAAGAAGGAGUCCUUUGGCGGCCAGAGCACCAAGGGUAGGGAGCCAGCAUGUGCGCCCAAGGACGGGAAGAGCCUCUUCAGCGGGCUGGCCACUGGGGAGUCCAGCUGGUCACAGCACCGCCAGCGGCGCCUGCAGGACCAUGGCAAGGAACGGAAGGAGCUCUUCUCCAUGACUCUGCAGUGUGCAGAGAAGAAGCCCGAAGCUGGUGGCCCGGAGGCAGAGCCCUGCCCGGAGCUCCACGUGGAGGUGCUGGAGACCCUGGCACGGGCUCCUGCCGCAGGCCCUGAGGGUGGGGGGGUCCGACCCGAGCAGCCGUUCAUCGUGCUGGGGCAGGAGGAGUACGCAGAGCACCACUCCUCCAUCAUGCACUGCAGAGUGGACUGCUCGGGGAGGAGGGUCGCCAGCUUAGACGUAGAUGGGGUCAUCAAAGUGUGGUCCUUCAACCCCAUCAUGCAGACCAAGGCAUCCUCCAUUUCCAAGUCGCCACUGCUCUCUUUAGAGUGGGCCACCAAACGGGACAGGCUGCUCCUGCUGGGCAGUGGUGUGGGGACGGUGCGCCUCUAUGACACGGAAGCCAAGAAGAACCUCUGUGAAAUCAGCAUCAACGAUGAUAUGCCCAGGAUUCUGUCUCUCGCGUGUAGCCCCAGCGGGGCCUCUUUCGUCUGUUCAGCUGCAGCUCCGAGCCUUGCUGCCCAGGUGGACUUGUCCGCACCAGACAUCGGCAGCAAGGGCACUAACCAGGUUCCUGGCAAGCUGCUGCUGUGGGACACGAAAACCAUGAAGCAGCAGCUCCAGUUCUCCCUGGAUCCGGAGCCCAUUGCCAUCAACUGCACAGCCUUCAAUCACAAUGGGAACCUGUUGGUCACGGGGGCAGCUGAUGGUGUCAUUCGGCUGUUCGAUAUGCAGCAGCAUGAGUGCGCUAUGAGCUGGAAGGCCCACUGCGGGGAGGUCUGCUCUGUGGAGUUCAGCUACGAUGAGAACACCGUGUACAGCAUUGGCGAGGACGGGAAGUUCAUCCAGUGGAACAUCCACAAGAGCGGCCUGAAGGUGUCCGAGUACGGCCUCCCCACUGACGCCACGGGCCCCUUCGUGCUGUCGGGUUACAGCGGCUACAAGCAGGUCCAGGUCCCCCGGGGCCGACUCUUCGCUUUUGACUCGGAGGGGAAUUACAUGCUGACGUGCUCUGCCACAGGGGGCGUCAUCUACAAGCUGGGCGGGGAGGAGAAGGUUCUGGAGAGCUGUUUGAGCCUGGGUGGCCACCGCGCCCCUGUGGUCACCGUGGACUGGAGCACAGCUGUGGACUGCGGGACCUGCCUCACUGCCUCCAUGGACGGCAAGAUCAAGCUGACCACCCUCCUGGCCCAUAAAGUCUGAUGGGGCCCGCCCCAAGGGCCACCCACGGCAACAGUAUUAUCCUGGGAGGCAGGCAGAGAUGGCUCAGGAAGACAGGGCGCUCCCCUUCCGGCUCCCUGCCAGGGUGGGGAGUCUUCAGGGAGAGACUGCCCAGGGGGCUCGGGCACUGUCCAGCCGCCUGACGAGAACAGGAGCCACGUAGAACUGUGGCACGUGUUCCCCAGACAUCGGCACGCUGGCCUCUGCCAGGAGCAGGCUCCAGACGGUGGGAGGAAAGCUCAGGAAGCAGGAGAAACAUUGUGGUGGCUGCUCUGUUGGCCUAGAAGAGAUUGAAAGUAUUUUGUAUAUAUUCGCUCAGUUUUCUUUUUUUAAAAAAGAACGUUAUUGUGGUCA
Molecule: messenger RNA, 2755 nt
Organism: Globicephala melas (long-finned pilot whale)
Lineage: Eukaryota; Metazoa; Chordata; Mammalia; Artiodactyla; Delphinidae
Gene: WDR91
Product: WD repeat domain 91
Biological process (GO): early endosome to late endosome transport; negative regulation of phosphatidylinositol 3-kinase/protein kinase B signal transduction
Cellular component (GO): extrinsic component of endosome membrane; early endosome membrane; late endosome membrane
Molecular function (GO): protein binding; phosphatidylinositol 3-kinase inhibitor activity
Source: RefSeq, a predicted model, not a curated record